AUGGCCACACAUAUCUUGUUUGAAACAUCGACUGGAUUCAAUAUCUUCAGUUUGAGCGAAACCGAGCAAAUUCAAAAUGCUUCCGUACAGAAAUCGAUGCAAGAUUUUGACAAGUUCUCAAAGUCUGCCAAGUUGAUCGGUGAGUUGCCAUUCACAUCGGCACAAGAGGCUCUCGAAAACAUCAAUUCCAUCUCUGAAGGAAUGUUGACUGACUCUCUCAAGUCUUUCCUCAAACAAACCUUGAAGAAAUCAUCGGGUGUCGUACUCGGUGUCUCUGACAAUAAAUUGGCUGCUUCCAUCCAAGAGUCAACCGCUAUCAACUGUAUUUCCAACGCUCUCACACAUGAAGUAUUACGUUGUAUUAGAUUACAUGUCAAUUCAUUCACUAAAUUGAAGGAUAGAGAUUUAGUUAAAGCACAACUUGGUCUUGGUCACAGUUACUCUAGAUCCAAGGUAAAGUUCAACGUUCACAAGGUCGACAAUAUGAUUAUUCAAGCCAUCAGCACUUUGGAGCAAUUGGACAAAGAUCUCAAUACAUUCCAUAUGCGUGUCCGUGAGUGGUACGCAUGGCAUUUCCCAGAGUUGAUAAAGAUCGUCAAGGAGAACAUUCAUUUCGCACGUUUGGUCAAGUUGAUCGAGAACAAGACCUCCUUGAACGAAGAGAUGAUCGAUGACAUCAAGAAGAUCGUCGGUGACGACGAACAACUCGCCAAAGACAUUUUCAGUGCCGGAAAGUCCUCUAUGGGUACCGACAUCUCCACCAUCGAUUUGGAAUCAAUUAUACAUUUUGCCGAUCGUGUCAUCUCGCUCCACGAGUACCGUGACUCCCUCGAGCAAUAUCUCACCAAGAAGAUGCGUGACAUCGCUCCAAAUCUCCAAACCCUCAUUGGUGACCGUGUUGGUGCUCAAUUGAUUGCCCGUGCCGGUUCACUCACCAAUCUCGCCAAAUAUCCAGCUUCCACCGUUCAAAUUCUUGGUGCUGAGAAAGCUUUAUUCAGAGCUAUCAAAGUUCGUGGAAAGACUCCAAAGUAUGGUAUUAUUUAUAAAUCUGGUUUCAUCUCUAAAGCAACACCAAAGAAUAAAGGUAGAAUUUCCAGAUGUCUCGCAAAUAAAGUAUCAAUUGCCACCAGAAUCGAUUGUUUCUCUGAGAAUCCAACUGACAAGUUUGGUUUGACAUUAAAGAAACAAGUUGAUGACAGAUUAGAGUUCUUCACCAGCGGUGUUUCUCCAAAGAGAAAUUUAGAUGUUAUGAGAGAAGUUAUUAAAGAAGUUGAAAAAGAUUUUUCCGAGUCAAAUAAACGUUCAGCAGACGAUAUGGAUGAGGUAGAAGAGAAACCAUCAAAGAAGUCAUCCUCAAAGAAACAAAAGGUUGAAAAGGAGGAGAAGAAGGAGAAGAAAGAGGAGAAGGAAGAGAAGAAAUCCUCAUCAAAGAAGGACAAGAAGGAAAAGAAGGAAGACGCCAUGGAGGUCGACGAAAAGCCAAAGAAAAAGAAGAAGGAAGAGAAGGAAGAGAAGGAAGAAAAGAAAUCAUCAUCAAAGAAGGAUAAGAAGGAGGAGAAGGAAGAGAAGAAGUCAUCAUCAAAGAAGGAUAAGAAGGAAGAGAAGAAAUCAUCAUCCAAAAAAUCAAAAGAGUAA
Messenger RNA from Heterostelium album PN500, 1635 nucleotides. RefSeq names its product NOP5/NOP56 family protein (gene nol5a). Gene Ontology annotation, molecular function: snoRNA binding. The coding region runs from base 1 to 1635 and encodes 544 amino acids. Lineage: Eukaryota; Evosea; Eumycetozoa; Acytosteliales; Acytosteliaceae. The transcript has 4 exons. The record is from RefSeq and is a predicted model, not a curated record. Gene Ontology annotation, cellular component: box C/D methylation guide snoRNP complex; small-subunit processome.